AUGGAACUCUUGGCAUCAUACGACAAUACUAAUCACGCCUCAUAUCUCCUUAACUUUUUCCCAGCAAGAUAUAAAGCAUGUAGGGGUAUGUGGAAGUUCAGCCAAUUUUCCGCAAAAAUAAUUGAGAUGUCUUCCGGUGAAGAUAAUAUAAUUCUUCAUUGUCUUAUUGUUCCUUGUGGUCAACUUCAUGCUCUUCCACGUGAUCAAGUCAUGCAAGCAGUUACAGUUGGCAGGAGUCAAGCAGUCAGUGUACUUGAAGCUACAAUUCAAAGCAGAUUAGGGGCACCCUUUAAUAAUAUUCGCCUAAAAAUUCGUCAAGUUUAUCCCAGAGAGGCGCUCAUGCAACCACAGGAUUUGAUUUCCACUUUUUUUAAUGGACAACCUCGAGAAGACUAUUUCCAUGUCGUCGCUCAACCCCUCUUAGGAUCAGAAUAA
Acaulospora colombiana is the source of this 435-nucleotide messenger RNA. Lineage: Eukaryota; Fungi; Glomeromycota; Glomeromycetes; Diversisporales; Acaulosporaceae. The record is from the annotation of a GenBank genome assembly.